Molecule: messenger RNA, 2349 nt
Organism: Gopherus flavomarginatus (Mexican gopher tortoise)
Lineage: Eukaryota; Metazoa; Chordata; Testudines; Testudinidae
Product: arylamine N-acetyltransferase, pineal gland isozyme NAT-10-like
Molecular function (GO): acetyltransferase activity
Source: RefSeq, a predicted model, not a curated record
CGCUCAGGUAAAUGAACAAUUAAGAAGUGACGGUUGAGGAUGGGGUGUAAUGGGGUUAGGAACUAACCCAGAGUUGUGUAAAUCUAAAAAAAAGGCAGUGGGGGCUUAGAGUUGUUUCUUUUCUGAAAAUCUCUCAACUGCUCAACAAUGCCUUUCUAGAGGACACAGAGGCCCUGGCCCUGGGUAUUUCCAAGUCUGCCUCAACAGAGCUGCUUGCUUUCUCUUCAGAGACUGAGAGAGUGAUUGCUACAGAUAUAAGUACCACACAGUUUUCUAAGCAAGCCUACUUUAGUCUGAAGGCAAUAUGUACAUUGAAAAAUAUUUAGCAAGAAUUGGAUACAAAGGCUCCCAUGAAAAACAUGAUUUGGAAACCUUAACUGCAAUCUUCCAGCACCACAUCCGAGCUGUUCCAUUUGAAAAUCUCAGCAUCCUUUGUGGGGAAAUCAUUACCUUGGAUUUAGACCAGGUUUACAACAAAAUUGUAAGGAAGAAGCAUGGUGGAUGGUGCAUGGAACACAACCCUUGGGUGCUGAAAACACUGGGAUAUGACACCACUCUUUUAGGAGCAUAUAUAUACAACCUGCACCAAAACACAUAUGCUUCCCACAUGACCCACCUUCUGCUAAAAGUGGAUAUUGAUGAUAGAACCUAUAUCCUGGAUGGAGGCUUUGGUGUAUCCUAUCAAAUUUGGCAACCAAUGGAACUUAUUUCUGGGAAAGACCAGCCUCAGACUCCUGGCAUCUUUUGCUUCACAGAAAACAAUGGGACUUGGUACUUUGAGAAAACAAGAAGGAAACAAUACAUUCCCAACCAAAGCUUCUCUAAUUCUGAUCUUCUGGAAAGGAGUGAGUGCAGGAAAAUUUACUUGUUCAGUCUUGAGCCACGAACAAUCAGAGAUUUCCAGUUCCAAUGUACAUAUCUUCAGACAUCUCCAGAUUCCCUGUUUACAAAGAAGUCAAUCUGCAGCCUCCAGACCACUGAUGGGUUUCAAGCUUUAAUUGGGUGGACACUCAUUGAGACAAUUUACAACUACAAGGACAACACAGAUCUGGUAGAAUUCACUAAUCUUAAAGAUGAAGAGGUGGAGAAGACACUGAAAGAUAAAUUCAGCAUCACAUUAGAGAGAGAAUUUGUCCCAAUUAACCUCAAAGGAUUGUACGUGAUUUAGUGUAGUGCAUAAAACAUACAAUAAUUCUAUGCAAUUGCAGCAUCUUUCACAGUCUGUUUAAUAUGACAUUCAAUAAAUGACCUAAAAUUUGUUAAUACCAGGUUAAAAUGAGAACUCAAGUUCAGAAAAAAAGGCACUUCAGAGUCCAUGUUGAUUAGUUACCACUGAGAGAAUGAAUGGAGCCCCCACACACUUUUGUGGGCACAAAUUUAGAGACUGGUUUGAGGCUGGAUGAAGAUCUGAGAGCACAUGUGGUCCAGGGAGGAAAAGUUUUCUAGUGGCGUAAGAACACAACUGGGCGAGGAGUCCUGGAGUUUUUCUGCUACUGACAUAUAUAUGCUCUGUGACCAUUAGGGAAAUCACACUGGCUGAAAUUUCCAAACUUGGCUGCUUAAAUUUAGACACCUGAAGAUCAGACCACUUAUUUAGGUCUGAACUGUGGAUUUAGAAGUACCAAGCACUCAACACCAUUUCCCCAUCUGUAAAAUGGGGAUAAUAUACUUCCCACCUCCAGGGUGUGUUAGGAGGAAUAAUUCAUUCAUGUAUGUAGGGCACUUUAAGGUCCCCAGACUUACAAGUGCAAAGUAUUAUCCAAUUUCUCUCUGUGAUUACUACAACAAACCACACACGUUAAUUACGUUUAGUAUGUCCACAUUUUUCUUAGGAUGCUUUUGUAGUGGUACUAAUUCACAUCCUGUCUAAAGGAUAAAUUGUAAUAUGGUGCCCAAACUUGUUUCUCUAUUGUGCCCACUUCCAUUCCACAUGGCCACAAAUUGAAAUUCCUUAAUGACAGAUACAACUGGGAAUGUUAUCAAGGUGACGAGCAUAAAAAGCAUCCAACUGAAUCAAGUCUAUUUAAAGAAACUCCUUGUCUAACUAACGAGUCCCCUCUUCUAAUAUCUGUGGUUUUGCAAUUGCAGUUUCCUAUUCUAAAAAUGUUUCUCUCUGUCAUGUUGCUAUGUGAAAGACUCAUAAAAACAGAGAAACUGACUGUGCAGGGGAAACAGUGUCAAAACAAAGUUAACAGAGUAGACCACUGAGAAAAAUAAUUCUCUAGUCGUUUUUCCUGAUGAUAAUCUUACAUGUUGCUUUUAACAACAGCAGGCUAAAGAAGAGAAUCAAGACAUUUUCUUUUCAGUGGAUACCUUCCUUGUUCUAACAUGAUUUAUGCAAAACUCUCA